Necator americanus (New World hookworm) is the source of this 2793-nucleotide messenger RNA. RefSeq lists its product as uncharacterized. Gene Ontology annotation, biological process: negative regulation of transcription by RNA polymerase II; negative regulation of phosphatase activity. Gene Ontology annotation, molecular function: protein binding; transcription corepressor activity; phosphatase inhibitor activity. The transcript is spliced from 25 exons. The record is from RefSeq and is a predicted model, not a curated record. The coding region runs from base 1 to 2793 and encodes 930 amino acids. NCBI's taxonomy places the organism in Eukaryota, Metazoa, Nematoda, Chromadorea, Rhabditida, Ancylostomatidae.
AUGUGUCCUAUCGGAUCAGUCGGCUUUCUUCCCGCCACUAUCGUUCAUUCUAAUGAAGUGCUUGUUGGAUUGGGUGAUGGUUACUUUGUGGAUACGACAUGCUACGACGCCGCAGAGAUUUUACAAAGACGAAAGAAAAUUGUGGAGAAAAAUAUUGCUGACCUACACGAACACGAAAAUCUGGUCAAAAACUACUCAAAAUAUGCGAGAGAGCUUUUCGAACGACAACGCAAUUCCGAUGAAGUGGAGAUUCGUGAAGAGUAUGAUGAGGUGAAAGAGGAUGCGCUUAGAAGGAAACGAAAAUCCAGGUUCGUCGCACCGAAAUCUGUCACGAAAACUGUGGCGGAUAUCAAUGCCGAGGCCGAGAUGAUGAAGAGGUUGGAAGAGCUUGAGCAGCAAGAGUUACGAAAUGGCGAACUUGAUCAUUCAUUCGACAAAGUGAUCGAAGCUGAAGAAGAUGAACCUCCACCAACAUUAGACAAAAUUCUUGAGAAGUUAGACGAUGAAGAUACAAAAUGUCUCAUGUCGAUUCUGUCCUCGGACUCAGCUGUGUCAUCAACAGAAAAGCAAGAGCAGUUUCCAAGUGGAAACCCUUGCGCAACAACCCAACGAAGAGCGUCAGAACAGAUUUUGCCUGAUCCCACCACUAAAACUGCAACUGAAGCUCCCACCGAACGAAAAAAGGAGUUAAGUUCUAAGCUGCAAUCAAGCUCUGUUUCCGAAGCAGUGAAAGAAGACGAUUUGAAGGGAUAUUUCAGAGGGGAUGAUCUUGUGAGGAUGCUUGCUGAGCAGGAAGAAGAGUACGACGAAAAUUCUCAAACCUAUCAACCUCCUCCUGGAAUCAGUACAGAGGCUUACCAAAGAAUUCUUCGAGUCGUCGAGGAAAUGAAUGACGAUGCGAGCGGUGAUGACGAUGACGAUGAAGAUGGUAGAAUAUUGGAAGAGGAUGAAGAAGAUAGUGAUACCAACAAUGUCGACUCGGAACUGGAUUCGGACGAUCUCAGUGAACCUGAGCAAGGAGUAAAAUUUGGACCAUUCACUGUACAGAACCUUGGACCAAAUGCACCUGUGAUCAAUUCAUCACCUCAGAGUCACUCAGUGGGGAAUACAGCAAGAAAUGUUGUGCUUACCACUUCUGAAGGAACAGCGACGGGAAAGACUGGGCCAAGAAGCGAUGAUGACCAGGAAGGAGUACGAACCCGUACUGAAGAAAGUGAAAAGAAAUGUCCGAAGAAGAAGAAAAGUGUUGUGUUCGCAGAAAAAUUGGAGAACUCGACUUUAAUUGAUAAAAAUGCACCGCCCUCCGAUGUCCGCGUAGAGCCUUCAACCUCCUCUUCUAACACAACUAUCGCUUCAAUACUCCGAAACGCAGAUGAAAAAACACCGACAAAUGCGAGGCUACUAACGGAAAUGACCACAGAUGAAGAGCCUCGUAAAGUUAUCUUGCCUGGAAGUAGGGAUGCAUUCACUGGCGUUAUUCGAGAGAGGAAUAUAAAAGUGCUAGAAGCUGGGGAUGCUGCUCCAUCGGACAACGUUAGAAGGAUAACUGGUGGGUCGGAGAACAACUGCCACGCGUUUGGCUCCAUGACGAAGAAGCAAUGGAGCUCUUCUGUGACAGAUCCAGUAUUAAAAGAAGUUGCUGAUGAGAUGUACAGCAAUGAAAUGAAUAAAGUUUCUGCGAUUGUUAAUUGUGAUCCAACAAUCGAGAUAAAGAUGCGAUUUGAGAAAGAGUGUAAGGUGAACUCAGAAAGAGCCGCGGAGAUGGUUCCUGCUGUAUUGAAACGCUAUCCGUUCACUACACAACCAUUUCAGUCUACCGAAAAGGCUAUAAAUGAACUCAAAAAAUCGCUCUCUAAUUUACCACCGGACUGUAUUUUUGGAGCUAUGCCGUGUGACUGUUUACUUAGUGUCAUACAUCGACUUCCUAUGACCACAAUGCUAUCACUGGCCACAAGUUGCAAAACCUUUAAUAGCAUAAUCAACGAACAAAAUCAUUGCCUUAAAGAUGUAAAUACGAUCAGGAUUGACUUUGAGGAGCAGCGUAAAAAUCGUGUUAUUGUAAUCAGCAUUAGGCGCGAUGAAGAAGACCCUAUGUCAAGGGUGGAACGAUAUCUGCACUGUACGCGUUGCCCCGAAAUUGACAAUGAAUUGGACGAACAAUUAUUAAAGCUUCCGUGUUCAACUGAAGGCGUGGGAUGGGUAGCGAAUGUACUCCCUGCGUUGUUAGUGAAUGCGCAUGUGUCGAACGUCGACUUUGUUGGCGAACAUGGUGUCGUGCUCUCUCAUGCAGUCCAAUUUCAAAAACUGUCAUGUAAAAGGCGCCCUUUUCUUGUAGAGGAACUCUCAUUUGGCAUCCGGACAUCAGUUAAUUCCAGUGUUGCCUGCUGUAUGUUCUGGAUACAGUUGUUACGACCCAUUAAGGUCAAGAUUUACCCUCUGUCAGGUGGUCUUUUUCUAACAUAUGGAGACUUGCGAUGGUUUUUAACUCAACCAAUGAAGAAAGUAGUUUUGUAUGAUCUUUAUAAUAUGAAUCUGCGUGCGAUUUCCGAAAUUAUUUGGGAUUGGUAUAAAGCUAGGCAGAAUAGUAUACCGCACACGGAGAUCUCCUUCGCGGGUGCUCCACCAAAUAUUGACGAUUUCUUGGAAAAGAUCAAUCAUAAGACUACAGGUGAAGACGAUGAAGGUCGUUUUGCUUUGCUCAAGAGAGGUGUUGAUGGAGCUAUGAUUCAACUUAUUGUGCCUUCUGGAGAGAAUAGGCUAGUCAUCAAGGACUACCACCCCUCUAUUUCAUAG